GAGCUCUCGGCCCCUAGGCCGGGUGAUACCGACCAGUCCCGGGGCCCCCUCCUCUUUUCUCUCGGGCCUGCCAUUCUCCGAGGGACUCCCUGCCCCUCCUUCGCCCCUUCCCUUCUUUCUCCCCGCCGAGCCGCGGCGGCCGCAGCAGUAGCAGGAGAAGGAGGUGCCGGCGCCCGGAGGCGGCGGUGGCCGGGGAGCCCAUGGCGUACAGUCAAGGAGGCGGCAAGAAGAAAGUCUGCUACUACUACGAUGGUGAUAUUGGAAACUACUACUAUGGACAAGGUCAUCCAAUGAAACCUCAUCGAAUCCGCAUGACCCAUAACUUGCUGCUAAAUUAUGGCUUAUAUAGAAAAAUGGAAAUAUAUCGACCCCAUAAAGCCACUGCUGAAGAGAUGACAAAGUAUCACAGUGAUGAGUACAUCAAAUUUCUACGUUCGAUAAGACCAGAUAACAUGUCUGAGUACAGUAAACAGAUGCAAAGAUUUAACGUUGGAGAGGAUUGCCCAGUAUUUGAUGGACUCUUUGAGUUUUGUCAGCUCUCAACUGGUGGCUCAGUUGCUGGGGCUGUGAAGUUAAACCGACAACAAACUGAUAUGGCUGUUAACUGGGCUGGAGGAUUGCAUCACGCCAAGAAAUCAGAAGCAUCAGGAUUCUGUUAUGUUAAUGAUAUUGUGCUUGCCAUCCUUGAAUUACUAAAGUAUCAUCAGAGAGUCUUAUAUAUUGAUAUUGAUAUCCAUCAUGGUGAUGGUGUUGAAGAAGCUUUUUAUACAACAGAUCGUGUAAUGACAGUAUCAUUCCAUAAAUAUGGAGAAUACUUUCCUGGAACUGGAGAUUUGAGGGAUAUCGGUGCAGGAAAAGGCAAAUACUAUGCUGUUAAUUUUCCAAUGAGAGAUGGUAUAGAUGAUGAAUCAUAUGGGCAGAUAUUUAAGCCAAUUAUCUCAAAAGUGAUGGAGAUGUAUCAACCUAGUGCUGUCGUAUUGCAAUGUGGUGCAGACUCAUUAUCUGGUGAUAGACUUGGUUGCUUCAAUCUAACAGUCAAAGGUCAUGCUAAAUGUGUAGAAGUUGUAAAAACUUUCAACUUACCAUUACUGAUGCUUGGUGGAGGUGGAUACACAAUCCGCAAUGUCGCUCGAUGUUGGACGUAUGAAACUGCAGUUGCCCUUGAUUGUGAGAUUCCUAAUGAAUUACCAUAUAAUGAUUACUUUGAAUAUUUUGGACCAGACUUCAAACUACAUAUUAGUCCAUCAAAUAUGACAAACCAAAACACUCCAGAAUAUAUGGAAAAGAUCAAGCAGCGUUUAUUUGAAAAUCUACGCAUGUUACCUCAUGCACCGGGUGUCCAGAUGCAGGCUAUUCCUGAAGAUGCUGUUCAUGAAGAUAGUGGAGAUGAAGAUGGAGAAGAUCCAGACAAGAGGAUUUCAAUUCGUGCAUCAGACAAGCGGAUAGCCUGUGAUGAAGAAUUCUCAGAUUCAGAGGAUGAAGGAGAAGGAGGUCGAAGAAAUGUAGCUGAUCAUAAGAAAGGAGCAAAAAAAGCUAGAAUAGAAGAAGAUAAGAAGGAAACUGAGGACAAAAAAGCAGAUGUUAAGGAAGAAGAUAAAUCUAAGGACAGUAGUGGUGAAAAAACUGAUACCAAAGGAGCCAAAUCAGAGCAGCUCAGCAAUCCUUGAAUUUGAGUCACCAAUUUCAGGAAACUAAAAAAGUGAGAACAUAUUUGGAAGAAAAAUGUUUUCUUUUUGAAGGAGACUCCUGGCUUCAUUUUAUACUACUUUGGCAUGGACUGUAUUUAUUUUCAAAAAGGCUUUUUUUGUUUUGUUUUUUUUUUUUCUUGGCAGGUUUUAUUGUUUUUCUAAUUAUGAAGCAAAUUUUUUUUCUCCACCAUGCUUUAUGUGAUAGUAUUUAAAACUGAUGUGAGUUAUUAUGUCAAAAACUGAUCUAUUAAAGAAGUAAUUGGCCUUUCUGAGCUGA
This is a messenger RNA of Elephantulus edwardii (Cape elephant shrew), 1965 nucleotides long. It is a transcript of the gene HDAC2, whose product is annotated as histone deacetylase 2. The transcript has 14 exons. The record is from RefSeq and is a predicted model, not a curated record. Lineage: Eukaryota; Metazoa; Chordata; Mammalia; Macroscelidea; Macroscelididae. Gene Ontology annotation, molecular function: histone deacetylase activity. The coding region runs from base 201 to 1667 and encodes 488 amino acids.